This is a messenger RNA of Tremella mesenterica DSM 1558, 1614 nucleotides long. RefSeq lists its product as uncharacterized. The transcript is spliced from 6 exons. The coding region runs from base 1 to 1614 and encodes 537 amino acids. NCBI's taxonomy places the organism in Eukaryota, Fungi, Basidiomycota, Tremellomycetes, Tremellales, Tremellaceae. Gene Ontology annotation, molecular function: amino acid transmembrane transporter activity. Gene Ontology annotation, biological process: amino acid transmembrane transport. The record is from RefSeq and is a predicted model, not a curated record.
AUGUUGGAUGAUGAGGAAGAAGAAAUUGUUUUUGAUGAUGAUCAGGAGAUGGAGGAUGAAGAGGUGGAUGUGGGAGAACCUUUAGUGUCAAGAGGUAGAGGAAGGAAGAGGAGGAGAAGAAGAUGGGAGGGGGAAGAUAAAUCGGAGAAAGGGUUGUUUGAGCUGAUACCUCCCCUCAUGCUCGCUCAUCCUCUGGCCUUGUUUCCUCUAUUGGCUAUACUUCCUUAUAAUUUCCUCCCUGCAGGAGUAGUUUUCUUCAUUCCUAUUCUUUGUGUAUUGGUGGUACUUUCCUGUUGUGCUCACAUUGUCAUUGUCUAUCUUUCAUGGUAUCUUAAAGUCCACACAUUCGAAGAUGUCUUCGCAGUCACUGCGGGAAAGUAUUCCCUGUACGGUCUCUGGGCCGGUAGAGUGUCCGUAAUCAUUGGUGUCAUUGGCAUGUUGGUAGGAUGGUUAGGAACACUUCAUCCUUUGUUAUUACCCGUUGUUGAGACUUAUAUCGGACAAAACGCUUUUCUCUCUUCUAGGGCGUUAUGGACUGUCCUACCGGCUUUAGCUCUUCUACCCUCCCUCCUACCUUCAAGAAUGAUGCGUUCCCUUCGUCGUGCACCAGUCAUCCUAGCUUUACUCCUUCCCGUCGUGGCAUUCUUGAUCAUUGGUCGAACUGUGGAAAUCACCAAAAUCCCAUUUGACCAACCUCCCACAGACGGGUCAGAUGCAGUGGAACGUAUGACCCAAAGUGUCGGACUCGUAGCGAGGACAUUUGGAUUAAGAGGUGGUAGUAGUGCUGGAGCUGGUAUCACCACACUUACAGUUUUCCUCUCACCUCAUAUAAAUACCCUCCCUAUUCAUUCCACUUUAACUAAAUCCAAACGUUCUUCUUUCCCUCUCCCUUGUCUAAUAUCUUCUUCCCUUCUCCUUCUUUUAGCAUUACCACUAGCAUUAGUACCAUAUUACCUUCUACCAGAUCUCCCUUCUCUCCCAACUGCAACACCCACAAGUGCCUCUGGCGUUUUCGCUCGUCUUCCAUCCGACGACGCAUGGCUCAACUUAGCUAGGAUCCUCAUGGCUACCCUGACGUUGGGUAGUAGUAACAUGUGGAUUUUACGUGGAAGAGAUACAAUCCUUAGAUCACUCGGUGUGGAAAGAGGUGAAAGAUUACGUGCUGGUAAAUGGGUAGGAGUAACAUUAUGGUUUUUGACCGUUUUGAUCACUUCUAUAGGUGGAUGGUUGGCUGCGAAAGUUGAAUUAUUAGGAGUAGGGAUGAUUUUGAGUGUUUGUUGGUUAUUACCUAGUGUAUUCUUUAUCGUGACUUUUCACGUUAGAUCUCCGUUGGCUAUUGUUUUCCCAUCAACUCAACAGGUUGGUCAACCUACAAAUGCAGGAGUCAAUGGGAAUGGAGUUGAGAAUGGGAAUGAUGGUCAGAGAUCGCAUUCGAGGACGGAUAGUUUACAAGAUCCUUCUGUUGAUGCGUUGUUAGCUAGGAAAGAGAGACAAUUGCAAAAACGUCGAUUAGGGAGGAGAUUAUGGCAGGAUUUGAUAGUGUAUGUGGGCAUCUUACCUGUGGGAUGUGUGACUUUAGGAUGGACAUUGGGAAGUUUGUUAGGGAUUUGGUGA